GGCUGCGCAGACUAGCACGCGGGUGCUCCUGGGACGCCAGCAUGGCGGCGUUCGCAGAUUUGGAUCUAAGAGCGGGCUCGGACCUGAAGGCUCUGCGCGGACUGGUGGAAACCGCUGCUCACCUUGGAUAUUCAGUUGUUGCCAUCAAUCAUAUUGUUGACUUUAAGGAAAAGAAACAGGAAAUUGAAAAGCCAGUAUCAGUUUCUGAACUCUUCACAACUUUACCGAUUGUACAGGGAAAAUCAAGACCGAUUAAAAUUUUAACUAGAUUGACAAUUAUAGUUACAGAUCCGUCUCACUGUAAUGUUUUGAGAGCAACUUCUUCAAGGGUCCGGCUGUAUGAUAUUGUUGCAGUGUUUCCAAAGACAGAAAAACUUUUUCAUGUUGCUUGCACACAUUUAGAUGUGGAUUUAGUCUGUAUAACUGUAACAGAGAAAUUACCAUUUUACUUCAAAAGACCCCCUAUUAAUGUGGCAAUUGGCCGAGGUCUGGGCUUUGAACUUGUCUAUGGCCCUGCUAUCAGAGACGCCACAAUGAGAAGGUACACAAUUUCCAAUGCCCUCAAUUUGAUGCAGAUCUGCAGAGGAAAGAAUGUGAUUCUCUCCAGUGCUGCAGAGAGGCCUUUGGAAAUCCGAGGACCGUAUGAUGUGGCAAACUUGGGGCUACUGUUUGGGCUGUCUGAAAAUGAAGCCAAGGCUGCCGUGUCCACAAAUUGCCGGGCUGCAUUUCUCCAUGGAGAAACUAGAAAAACUGCUUUUGGGAUCAUUUCUACAGUGAAGAAACCUCGGCCAUCAGAAGUAGAUGAUGACUGUCUACCAGCUUGCAAGAAAGCUAAAUGUGAGGGCUGAGAUGGCCUCGGUCUCCAUCAGCCACCUCCUCCCUUUACAGCUCAUCAGUCACAGUGGGAGUAAACUUCUGCUGAGUUGAUAUUUUCAUUAAAGCCAGAAACCAGCAGUCUGUAAAAACAACUUUAUCUUCAGACCAUUAAAACAGCAAAUAAAACCCAGUGAGGUGUUAUCUGAA
Phodopus roborovskii (desert hamster) is the source of this 1023-nucleotide messenger RNA. RefSeq names its product ribonuclease P/MRP subunit p30 (gene Rpp30). The coding region runs from base 42 to 848 and encodes 268 amino acids. NCBI's taxonomy places the organism in Eukaryota, Metazoa, Chordata, Mammalia, Rodentia, Cricetidae. Gene Ontology annotation, biological process: tRNA processing. The transcript is spliced from 11 exons. Gene Ontology annotation, molecular function: RNA binding. The record is from RefSeq and is a predicted model, not a curated record. Gene Ontology annotation, cellular component: nucleolar ribonuclease P complex.